UCUCUGUGCUUUUCUCUUUCUCUCUCCAACACACACACUUCCUGCCCUUUUAGAGAAAGAGAGAGAGAUAGAGAGCUCGAAGUCGGAUAUCAAGAGGCAAGAGACAGACAAGACGGAGUGGCGGUAUCUGGCCGGCCACUUGGUUACGGUGGCGCCACUAUGGUGGUUUAUGGCGGUGGUUUGGUGACGAGAGGUUGUGGGGUGCGGCUAGAGUGAUGGUGAUUGGGUCCGAGCCGAAGGGGGCGGCAGGUGCAGCGACGACGGUGAGGAAGGGGUUGAUGAAGGGGUGGACUUGGGUGGUGGCUCACGACGGAUUAGGGUUCCGGAGGUGCCACCGGCGCCGCGAGUCCAGCAAGAUUCAAGAAGCAAAAACUCAUCUCCUAUGGGCUCUAAGCGACCUAGGCUUUGCUCCAAGCGACACUCGAGAAUCACGGAUUCAGGCGGCGAUGGUGAAUACUGAAUAGUGUUUCAGACGGCGGCGGUUUCGACAGAGGUGCUUUCCUAUGACGAGGAAGACGAUGAAGAUGACCGAGAGCCGAGAACCACGAAAAGUUGGGAGAUUGGGUGAACCACUACGACAACACCAUUGUUUGUCGCUGCUUUAGCCUCUAUAUUGUCCACUUUUUCAUCUGGAGCACCAAGACAAUUGUUCAAGCCUUUAAACCUGAUCUGUUCAGUGUAUGAAUUUGAAUUGAUUUUAUAGAUUGUUCACAAUGAUUAUAAAAAAAUUUACGGGACGAGUGGGAAUUUCGAUGGGUGUUUGACGGUUUUUGAAGAGAUGAAAGCGCUUGGUGUCAAACCGAAUUUGGUGUGUUAUAAUACGUUGUUAGACGCUAUGGUAAAAAAAUUUACGGGACGAGUGGGAAUUUCGAUGGGUGUUUGACGGUUUUUGAAGAGAUGAAAGCGCUUGGUGUCAAACCGAAUUUGGUGUGUUAUAAUACGUUGUUAGACGCUAUGGGAAGAACUAAGAGAACGUGGCAGGUUAAGUCGAUUUAUCAGCAACUUCUGAGUAGUGGAUUAACGCCUGGUUGGGCGACUUACGCUUCACUUAUUCGCGCAUAUGGUAAAGCGCGGUACGGUGAUGACGCAAUGAUCGUGUACAAAGAGAUGACAGCAAAAGGGAUGAACUUGAAUAAUGUUCUUUACAACACCCUUUUGUCUAUGUGUGCUGAUAUCGGCUUCGUCGAUGAAGCUGUUGAGUUACUUGACGACAUGAAGUCGUGUACGGAUUGUAAGCCCGACAGCUGGACGUAUUCAUCGAUGCUCACAAUAUUCUCGUGCUGCGUAAAGGUCGUAGAGGCAGAGGCCGUGUUGAAAGAAAUGGUGGAGUCCGGUUUCCAGCCAAAUAUAUACGUUUUAAUCUCGCUAAUCCAAUGCUACGGGAAAGCCGACCGUACAGACGAUGUGGUGACAACGUUUGACCGAAUCAUCGAACUUGGUAUAACUCCGGAUAAGCGGACGUGCGGCUGUCUUCUCAAUGUGAUGACACAAACGCCUCGUGAAGAACUCGGUAAGCUUACCAGAUGCGUUCAAAUCGCCAAUCCGAAGCUUGGUAGUUUAAUCGAAGCAGAUGCUAUGGAUAUAGUAGGCUAUUGCCAAUGCUGUAUAUGGUAUUGCACUUAUGAUUUAAAAAGGGUUUGUUAAAGUUAAAUUGCAAUAUGGAUUUUUAAGGCAGUAUCAUACUUAUGUAAGUUCUUAACGAGGAGUUUCUAAUAGGCAUUUGUAAAUAGUGUUUAUUUAUUAACAAUGUGCAACUGUAUGACACAAAUACUCACUGUGGGUGAGUGUUACCCCGCAGCGAAGCGCGAGUGUUUUUAUUUAUAUACACACCUGUAUACGAUUUUUUUUAA
Messenger RNA from Helianthus annuus (common sunflower), 1850 nucleotides. Its product is annotated as pentatricopeptide repeat-containing protein At4g16390, chloroplastic-like. NCBI's taxonomy places the organism in Eukaryota, Viridiplantae, Streptophyta, Magnoliopsida, Asterales, Asteraceae. Gene Ontology annotation, cellular component: chloroplast. Gene Ontology annotation, molecular function: protein binding. The transcript has 3 exons. Bases 898 to 1644 code for a protein of 248 amino acids. The record is from RefSeq and is a predicted model, not a curated record.